GCCUCGCCUGCUGGGGUCUUCGCUCCUCUAAUCCUACGAUCUUAGCCCCGCCCCCGUGGUGUCGUGGGUCCUCGCUACUGGUCCUCUCCUAGAAAGCCGCGAAGUGACCAGUUCCUCAUUGGCCACACGUUCUCCCGCGCCACCGCCGCAGCCACAACAACCGCCACGUGCUCAACCUUGGCGCCUGCCCAUUGGCCACCAGCCUCUACCCGCCCACUCUCCCUUUCCGCCCCUAAUUGCCCUCUUCCUCCUUCCAUUGGCUGCCGGGCUCAGGGGCUCCCUUUUCAGCCGGGGCGCGCAGCGCCUCGGAUGCGGAUUGGUAGAAGGCGGGGCUGGGAGGCGGGUUAAAGAGCGCCUUGCUGGCUGGGCCACGCGUGCUUGAGAAGGUUCAAUGGCGUGGCAGGGACUAGCGGCCGAGUUCCUGCAGGUGCCGGCGGUGACGCGGGCUUACACCGCAGCCUGUGUCCUCACCACUGCGGCGGUGCAGCUGGAGCUCCUCAGCCCGUUUCAACUCUACUUCAACCCGCACCUUGUGUUCCGGAAGUUCCAGGUCUGGAGACUCGUCACCAACUUCCUCUUUUUCGGGCCCCUGGGAUUCAGCUUCUUCUUCAACAUACUCUUCGUGUUCCGCUAUUGCCGCAUGCUGGAAGAGGGCUCCUUCCGCGGCCGCACGGCCGACUUCGUCUUCAUGUUUCUCUUCGGGGGCGUCCUUAUGACCCUGCUGGGAUUCCUGGGCAGCCUGUUCUUCCUGGGCCAGGCCCUCAUGGCCAUGUUGGUGUACGUGUGGAGCCGCCGCAGCCCUCGGGUGAGGGUCAACUUCUUCGGCCUGUUCACUUUCCAGGCGCCGUUCCUGCCUUGGGCACUCAUGGGCUUCUCGCUGCUGCUGGGCAACUCCAUCCUCGUGGACCUGCUGGGGAUUGCCGUGGGCCACAUCUACUACUUCCUGGAGGAUGUCUUCCCCAACCAGCCUGGAGGCAAGAGGCUCCUGCUGACCCCCGGCUUCCUGGGACUUCAGAGCAGCAAGGCCCCAGCUGGCAGUAGCCUGACCAUCUGAACACAGCAGAGCCAGGGCGGCCCAGGGACAGCAGGAGAGCUCACGGCACCUUUCUGAGGCCCAGCAAGCGGAGCAGAGUUAGGGCUGUUGCUGAAAGGCAGAGAACUCUGCCCUGAGCCUCGCAGCCACUCUUCUCAGCUCUCUGGGUCUGGAAGGAGAACAGGCUGAGGGGAGCUGAGGUGCUACCAGAAGCCCCAUUCACCCUCACUCGCCCACCUGGGAAUCUGAGGCAGAGGAGGGCGAGGCCUGUGUGCUAGCCUUGUUCACAUGCCACCUUUGUCCCCCCAAGCCCCAGCCCCACUUCUGGCUCUCAUUAUUUUUAUGCUAAAACUUUGAAGAAAUUGAACAUGACCUGUUG
This is a messenger RNA of Macaca mulatta (Rhesus monkey), 1412 nucleotides long. It is a transcript of the gene DERL3, whose product is annotated as derlin 3. NCBI's taxonomy places the organism in Eukaryota, Metazoa, Chordata, Mammalia, Primates, Cercopithecidae. The record is from RefSeq and is a predicted model, not a curated record.